GUUUAGUGGUGGGAGAUUAAUAGGGGCUAUGGAAGACUUCUCUGAUUUUAUUAGGGAGAUGAGGGGAAUCCGCCUGCUUAACCGGUUCUUGGUUAGCGGGAAGUGGGAGGCCAAGUGCUCAGAUGUCACUCAAUCUGGGAAUACGAGGGGUAGUAGGAAAAAGUCUUUUAGGUUUGAGAAGAUGUGGUUAAAAGUCGAAGGUUUUGGGGAGCAUUGUAGUAAGUUCAUGAAAAGUUCUAAUGAUACAUUUAUUGUGCUGAUUCCCAAAAAAUCGGGAGUAGUUGACAUUAAGGCUAUUAGCUUAGUUAGUAGGGUGUACAAGAUUAUUGCGAAGCGAAUGAAUGCAUUGACUCAAUAUUGCACCUGGGGGCUCCAAGGAUGUUAUGGGAGGCUUGAGGCAAGGGGACCCCUUGUUUCCAUUGUUCUUUGUUAUUGUAAUGGAGACAUUCAAAAUUUGAGGCUAUUCCAAUGGGAGAGGUCUCUAAAGUGGAUNGAGUCUGUUAGAUCCUCCAAGGUCUUGCAAGGUCAAGAAAAUGUAAGUUUAGUAUCACCUCUCUUUGGACGUGAUAGGAUAAACCAUCAGCUGGAUUUUGAGAUUCAACCUGCAGCACGUCAAAAUCCUCUAUCAAAUGUCAUGGAAAAACCUAAUUUUAGUGAGUUUGUGAAUAAACAUGCUCCUGCCUACACAGGCUCUGUGGACACGAAUUGGUUUCCAAUGGUCUUGCAAGGUCAAGAAAUUUGCUCAUUGAGAUCCCUAUCUGGGAAAACUGAUUUUAAUCUUGGUGCAUGGCCAAAACCUGAAUUUGGUCGUAAUGUUCACAAAGUGUAUCAAACUCCAGGACCCAAUUUAUAUCCUCUAGCUUCUGAAGGUGCUAGGAACAUAUUUUUUCCUUACAAUGUGCCAUCCUAUAUGUCAGAUGUUCAAAGAGAAAGCCAUGUGUUAAAUUCUACUUCUGUCGGAAAUGUGGCUACAUUUGAUAUAGGUAAGGUGCCAAGUCUUUCAAACCCACUAGGGCCACUGGAAAAGUCAUCCACAUCUACUACUCCAGAGGAACAUUUCCUUAAUACGAGUGAGGCCAUCUUGAAGGGAGAGGCGCCCACCUUUAAACUAUUUGGGUCUUCCUUGACUGAGGAUAUUUCUACACUUAAUUCACUGGGUUCAAGUAAAAGGAGCUGCACAAAAGUUCACAAGCAAGGCAACUUGGUUGGGAGAGCCAUUGAUCUCUCAAGACUACAUGGUUAUGAUGACCUGCUGACUGAACUGGAGAGGUUAUUUAGCAUGGAAGGCCUCUUGCAGGAUCCUGAAAAAGGAUGGCGUAUAUUGUACACUGACAGCGAGAAUGACAUGAUGGUUGUUGGUGACGAUCCAUGGCAUGAGUUUGUUGAAGUGGUGUCUAAGAUUCAUAUACACACACAAGAGGAAGUGGAGAAGAUGACCAUGGGAAUGAUCAGCGAUGACACUCAAAGCUGUUUGGAGGAAGUGCCACCAGUAACAGAUGUGUCAAAGUCAUCUUCAGUUGGCUAGCCUGAUUCUUCAUGGACUGUGAUCAGGAUGUAAAUCUCAGGUUGUUUAACUAUCAUGCUGGCAGUAAUGUUAUGUGCUACUUAAUAAACUUGGUUGUGUUAAUUUAAGUGUUUGCGAUUGUAAGUUAA
This is a messenger RNA of Olea europaea var. sylvestris, 1653 nucleotides long. RefSeq names its product auxin response factor 4-like. The record is from RefSeq and is a predicted model, not a curated record. Gene Ontology annotation, molecular function: protein binding; DNA binding. Lineage: Eukaryota; Viridiplantae; Streptophyta; Magnoliopsida; Lamiales; Oleaceae. The transcript has 8 exons. The annotation marks the transcript as partial. Gene Ontology annotation, biological process: response to hormone; regulation of DNA-templated transcription.